GUAAUUCUUGCUUCUGAUUGGAUAAGAGAUGCACUAGGACUCCCCAGCCCGCACCGAUUGGUCGUUUCACCUGCCAGGCAAGCGGAUUUCCUUCACAACAGACUGAACCGGGUAGCAGAGCUCUGCUGCAGAACCAGUAUCACAGGGCACGGGAGAAAGAUUUUGCAGUGAGUUCUGUAAAGCUUGUCGCCACGGGCCGCAUGACGAUAUAGCCUACGUGGUUGCACGCCCCAUGGCUGCACGCUGACAAUAUCAUCUGUUCGACCUCUUUCCUCCAACCCCCCCAUCCAGCUCCUCUUCCCUCCUCCUCAACCUGUGGCCUAUUUAUACCCUGGAGACUCAAAAGAGCCCAUUAAAGCUCCGCAGACCUAUUCAGCAAGAGACAACAGUGAGAGGGAAUGCAGCCUCAUCACCUUUUCUCUGACCGCUUCACAUAAGGAAAACUAAGGUUUCAACUACUGGGCAUUCUUAUAAUGCAACAAGACUACAACUUCAUCAAGCUUCAGAUGAUAAACUGAUAUUCCAUUGUUUGCAGCUGCAGCAGAUUUGAGAAAUUCUGGAUGCAGCAUGUGCUUGGGUCCACAGACUGGAGGUUCUGUACCAUAGAAAUAAUUAUUUCUAUGUUCUUUACCAUUUUGUUGAAAUACAGGAUAACACAUUCAAGACAUUUGGUUAUUGACUCAGUUGUCUAAAUAGCUAUGCGAUUUCAGCAUGGACACUGAAAGAAUUUAUCUUUAAAUGCCUCACACGUCUGAAGUCCUCCACCACCUCAAGUCAUGAGCUAAGCCCACACAACCCUGGGCGUCCCUUGCAGGAUGACUGCUGUCUGCCCCUUUGAGAGCAGCCCAGAAGGGGCUGAAGCUGGGGCUGGGACAGCAGGCUCUAGGGGGCCGGGUGUAGCAGGCACCGGUGGGAGUAUCUCAGUUUCUGGGGCAGAGACCGGGGAGUCUAAUGUAGACUCUGUCGGAGGUUCAGUUAGAGGCACAGCUGUGGUCACUGGUGGCCAAAGGUACCCCCGCUGGAGCCGCCAGGACAGCUCAGACAUCAACACAGACGAUGAGGGAGCCACCAUCCGCCGCCUCACUCCACUGGAAAGACUGAACCUGGAUAUGUGCCAGGAUGAAAGGGUGGUCCGUGAGCUAACAUUGGGCAGAAGAAUCGGCUUCUACAAAAUUCGAGGAGAGAUUGGCUGCGGAAAUUUCUCCCAUGUCAAGCUAGGAAUUCACGCCCUCACCAAAGACAAAGUGGCUAUAAAGAUCCUAGACAAAACCAAGCUGGAUCAGAAGACCCAGAGGCUGCUGUCCAGAGAGAUCUCUAGCAUGGAGAAACUACACCAUCCCAACAUUAUACGCCUCUAUGAGGUGGUGGAGACGUUGUCACGAUUACACCUGGUGAUGGAGUACGCAGGGGGAGGGGAGCUCUACACAAAGAUUACUACAGAGGGGAAACUUUCUGACAAUGAUAGCAAGAUCGUCUUUGCUCAGAUCCUCUCUGCUGUUAAACACAUGCAUGAAAACAACAUCAUCCACCGUGACCUGAAGGCAGAAAACGUCUUCUACACCAGCAGCUUUUGUGUCAAGGUGGGGGACUUUGGCUUUAGCACACUGAGCCGCCGCAGUGAGACACUCAACACAUUCUGUGGCUCUCCGCCUUACGCAGCGCCUGAGCUCUUUCGAGAUGAGCACUAUGUUGGAGUCUUUGUAGACAUCUGGGCCCUGGGGGUGAUGUUGUUUUUUAUGGUGACGUGCACCAUGCCGUUCAGGGCAGACACUGUGGCCAAACUAAAGCGAUGCAUCCUGGAGGGGGCCUACAUCCUGCCCUCGUGGGUGCCAGAGGCAUGCCAGAGGCUGAUCAGGGGAAUCCUGCAACCCAUACCAUCUGAGCGUUGUACAGUGGAGCAGAUGAUGGGCUGUGAGUGGCUGCUCCCUGUGGACUUUCCGCAUGCCAUGGAGCCCUUUAAACUAGACCCAUCGUACCUAGCAGAGACUGAUCCAUCUGAACUUGGGGAGGAAGAGAUGGAGGUAAAUGCGGCACUGGAGACACUAGGAAUCACUUUAGAACACAUCCUCAACAACCAGGGGAAAGACUGCAGGAGCUCCAUCACAGGGGUCUAUAGGAUCCUGCUACAUCGUGCUCACAAGAAACGGGCUGUUGAGAGCAUGCCGGUGGUCAAAAAGGUGGUCAGACCAACUACAAAGAGUAAAAAGGAACGGCUAAAAGUGUACCGUAGUUUAAGGCACACAUCUAAACUCUGUGUGAUUCUGUGACAUAAUGCUCUGAUACGCUCUGGAAAAUAAUUGACUUUAUAGUCUGGGAUGAGAUUGCAUGGAUUUCAUUACAAGUAAAUGCUUUUCAGGCCAGCAGUUAAAAUGGAAACCAUGGUAUAUAACCCCACUCAGCUCCUAAAAUCUGGGAUUUCUUACUUUAGUAUCUUUCUUCUAUUAGUCUCUGUGAGAAGAUUGCUGGCAGCGAAUCAUUGUUUUCUCCCUUUUUUUUUGACAGGGCCAGGGACCUGUAAUACUCAUGAGAUUUGAAAAUGUUAUGAAAUACAAUUUAUUUAAGUAAACAUAAUGAUGAUUAGAUGGCAUACACAACCUUUUAUUUUGGUCACGUAGAUAUUUAUAGCCUAGUCUAUGCUCAAUUGUGCUGGAACACCAAUAAACCAUAUGAGAAACCAAUGUAGCAUAAAUCUUAAAUAAAAGAGUUAGAAACCCAAACAUUAAACUGAGGAGAUAAAUUGGUGAAUCAUGUUAUGAAAUCAGCCAGACUGGUUUAUAAUCCUUAAUGUUUGUGAUGACAUGAUGAUCUUAUGUGAUAUAUCUCUAUGAGAUGUUGCUGCUGUUAGACUGAUUGACCUGGAUUACCUUAAAGGUGCUGUAGGUAGGAUUGUGAAGAUCCAGGAUUUAGCCAAAAAAUUUGAACAUCGACAACUUCUCAGUCAUUCCCCCCUUUCUGCUAAAGCCCAAAACAGUCUCCUAAGCCCCUCCCCCCACAAGGUAGAAUGAAUUCGUGUGUAUGAGCAGUGAUGACACCCCCCUUGGCCCUGAUUGGUGCAUCUCAACAGGGAGCGGGGAUUUUUGCAAAUCGCACUACAGGCUGUAGGUGGUGCCA
This is a messenger RNA of Perca flavescens (yellow perch), 3111 nucleotides long. RefSeq names its product NIM1 serine/threonine protein kinase a (gene nim1ka). Bases 816 to 2267 code for a protein of 483 amino acids. NCBI's taxonomy places the organism in Eukaryota, Metazoa, Chordata, Actinopteri, Perciformes, Percidae. The record is from RefSeq and is a predicted model, not a curated record. Gene Ontology annotation, molecular function: ATP binding; tau-protein kinase activity. Gene Ontology annotation, biological process: intracellular signal transduction; microtubule cytoskeleton organization; protein phosphorylation. The transcript is spliced from 7 exons. Gene Ontology annotation, cellular component: cytoplasm.